Messenger RNA from Capsaspora owczarzaki ATCC 30864, 3186 nucleotides. RefSeq lists its product as hypothetical. The record is from RefSeq and is a predicted model, not a curated record. Gene Ontology annotation, molecular function: voltage-gated chloride channel activity. Gene Ontology annotation, cellular component: Golgi apparatus; early endosome; membrane. The transcript is spliced from 6 exons. Gene Ontology annotation, biological process: chloride transport; transmembrane transport. Lineage: Eukaryota; Filasterea; Ministeriida; Capsasporidae. The coding region runs from base 79 to 3009 and encodes 976 amino acids.
GUUCAAUUGUUCAAUUGUUCAAUUUGUUCAAUUGUUCAAUUGUUCAAUUGUUCAUUGUUCAUUUUUUUGUUCAUUGUUAUGAGUCGCCGUGCUGACGAGCAAUCACUGCUCUCGUCGAGCGACAAUGUGUACCAGUCAACAGCAGAUGAUUUCAGCAAUAUCAAUUACGAUCCGUACAGUAGUAGCGCCGCCGCCCAGUCUCAGCCAAUGCCGCACCGGAUAGGACUGCUCGACGCCGCCAACGAGGGCAGCGCGCUGCUGCAAUACGACUCGAUGCUCAACGCUGCCGACACGGCCGCCGGUAAUGGUGGUGGUGGUGGUGCUGGAAUCCCAGCGACUGCUGCAUCGCACGCAUCCACCAACAGCGUGCGGCUGCCCACGGUCGCUGCCGCGGGUGCUGGUGCUGCUGCGGGACCGGGCUCGAGCAGUGCCACGGCGUCCACGCUCUGGACGAGCUCGCUGCACCAAAACCAGCCCAACAUCCACCAGCGCAUGCUCCAGAACGCGCUGGCUGUCGAUGCACCGGCAUCAUCGGGCACGGCGGCGUCGUCGUCGUCCUCGGGACUGCGGUCGUCAUUCGCACACUCGCCCGAGCUGGUGCUGCACGACGACGCCGCGGCGGGCGAAGGCAUUCUGCGCGCGGUCGUCUCGGGUCGUGUUGGUGGUGGUGGUGCUGGAUCAGAUGUCAUUGGUGGUGGGCGGUCGGGCCUCCGACGCCUCUCGUCCUUAACAGCGAGCGCAGCGCCUGCCAACGCACCCAACGUGUCGCUCACUCUCCAGCGCGCCAAGGAGCGCGACGAGCAGGAGCGCCUGGAAGAAGAAGCAGACGAGCAGCUGGAGGAGAAUGACGAAAACCUCAAGGACAUUUCCUCGCAGCGCGAAACAAAGCUGCGUUACCAGGAUUUCUCGACUAUUGAUUGGAUGCGCGACCACGCCCGAGACCAGCAGCGCCAACGACAGCUGCGUCGAGACCGCCUGCCGGGCUGGAAGGGCAAGCUUCAAUCCGCAAACGACGGCUGCCAAGGAUGGCUGCUCAUGUUUCUAGUUGGCCUCAUUGCCGGGUUUGUCGCGGGCGUUGCAGACGUGGCAACAGACUGGCUGGGCGAUAUCAAACUUGGCGUCUGCUCCAAUGCAUUCUACCUCAACCACGAGUUUUGUUGCUGGGCUGCCGCCGAGGGCCAGUGCACCGCGUGGAAGACGUGGGCCGACUUUCACAAUCUCGAUGGCGCUGCAGCGUACUGGGGCAACUACCUCGUGUACAUUUGCUUUGCCAUCCUCUUUGCCCUUCUGAGCGGCACCUUUGUCAAGUUUUUCGCUCCUUACGCCGCCGGCUCUGGUAUUCCGCAAGUCAAGACCAUUCUCGGAGGAUUUGUCAUUCGCAAGUUCCUCGGCAUUUGGACGCUUGUCACAAAGUUGAUUGGUUUGACGCUGUCGUCUUCCGCUGGCCUCAGUCUCGGCAAGGAGGGCCCGUUCGUGCACAUUGUCUGCGCAAUUGGCAACAUUUGCUCGCGCAUCUUUGCCAAGUACCGUAAAAACGAAGCCAAGAAGCGCGAGGUGCUCUCGGCCGCAGCUGCAGCCGGUGUUUCUGUCGCCUUCGGUGCGCCUGUCGGCGGUGUCUUGUUCAGUCUCGAGGAGGUCAGUUACUACUUUCCCUACAAGACCAUGUGGCGUGCCUUCUUUUGCGCGCUGACGGCCGCCACCGUCCUCCGCUACAUGAACCCGUUCUUGAACGGCCGCUCGUCUCUGUUCGCCGUCGAUUACGACGAGCACUGGCGCCUCUUUGAGAUUAUUCCCUUCGCCCUGCUGGGUGUGUUUGGCGGUCUUUUCGGUGCCGCCUUCAUCCGCGUUAACGCUCGUUGGUGCGCCUUCCGCAAGUCGUCCGCACUGGGCAAGUACCCCAUCUAUGAAAUUGUGGCGAUCGCUUUCAUCACCGCCGCCGUCAACUACCUCAACCCGUACCAGCGCAACUCGACGAGCUCGCUCAUCCGCGAGCUGUUCAGCAUCUGCGGCCCCGAGGAUAAGCGAGAUGUCUGCAACGACGAUCUGAUUGGCGAGACGAUCGGCCUGCUGUUCCUGUCCGCCGCCUUCCGCAUGAUCAUCACCGUCUUCACGUUCGGUCUCAAGCUACCGGCGGGCUUGUUUGUGCCCUCCAUGGCCAUUGGUGCGUGCACCGGUCGCAUCCUCGGCAUUGCCAUGCAGCAGAUUGUCAACGCCAACCCCGACCUGUUCGAGCUCUCGUGUGGUGCAAAGCCAGAGUCCUGCAUCAUCCCUGGGCUGUAUGCCAUGGUCGGCGCAGCAGCCGUGCUCGGCGGUGUGACCCGCAUGACUGUCUCGCUGGUUGUCAUCAUGUUCGAGCUGACUGGCGGCCUCUCGUAUGUGCUUCCGUUCAUGACCGCCGUCCUCGUCAGCAAAUGGGUCGGCGACGCGUUCAGCCGCGAGGGUAUCUACGAUCGUCACAUUCGGCUCAACGGCUAUCCGUUCUUGGACAACAAGGAGGAGUUCCGGCACACUACUCUUGCCUGCGACGUCAUGUACCCGCAAAAGGGCGAUUCGCCGUUGUGUGUCUUGCCCGUUUUUGGCAACACUGUUGGGCAACUUGAACGACUCUUGGAAGAGACAGUCUACCAAGGCUUCCCGGUCGUCUUUACGACUGAAACGAUGCAUGUCGCUGGCUAUGUUGCUCGCUCGGAACUUAAGAUUGCACUUGAAAAAGCGCGAAAGCAUCAUGACGUGACCGAGUUUACGACUUGCUCAUUCUCCCACCGGACGGCCGCGAGUGGAAACACCUCCGAGAUGAUCAGCUUGCGUCACUGCUUGGAUGCUUCUCCCAUCCAAAUUGCCGAGCACACCACGACAGAAAUGACGCUAGAGCUCUUCCGAAAGCUGGGCCUGCGCUAUGCGCUUGUCUGCAGCUACGGUCAGCUUGUUGGCAUCAUCACCAAGAAGGAUCUGCUCAAGCACAUGGCCAUUCUGCAACACCGCGAUCCCGGCUCCAUUCUCUUCAACUGAAAGGAUGGGAGCAGCGCAGCUGUUGUUUUUCUUGUAUAUUACCUCGAGUGCUUUUUUGCAGGCCCUUUUUGUUUCAAUGGUGUGUUUUCUGUCCAAUAUGUCCCCUUUUUUUUCAUGUUGCGUGUUAAUCUGCCUCUUCUCUCUGUACACAAAAUGAAUGUAGUCUAUCAAGAAACA